Messenger RNA from Hypomesus transpacificus, 1562 nucleotides. RefSeq names its product guanylate kinase 1b (gene guk1b). Gene Ontology annotation, molecular function: GMP kinase activity. NCBI's taxonomy places the organism in Eukaryota, Metazoa, Chordata, Actinopteri, Osmeriformes, Osmeridae. The transcript has 8 exons. The record is from RefSeq and is a predicted model, not a curated record. Gene Ontology annotation, cellular component: cytosol. Gene Ontology annotation, biological process: purine nucleotide metabolic process. Bases 100 to 696 code for a protein of 198 amino acids.
CAGAACACACUGUUGGAGUCACUGACUAACCCUGAUUAAGGACUUUUUCAUCACUCAGAGACAUUUUUUGACCAGACAACCCACACAAAAGAAAGUGCUAUGUCAGGACCGAGGCCUGUGGUUUUGAGUGGCCCUUCUGGGGCAGGUAAAAGUACCCUGCUGAAGAAGCUGCUGAAGGAUUAUGAAGGAGUCUUUGGCUUCAGUGUGUCACAUACAACAAGAAAUCCCCGUCCAGGGGAGGAAGAUGGCAAAGACUAUCACUUCACAACCCGGGAGGCUAUGCAAGAAGGUAUUGACAAAGGGGAUUUCAUUGAGAAUGCGGAAUUUUCGGGAAACAUGUAUGGAACGAGUAAGUCUUCAGUAGAAGAUGUACGGGCAAAGAACCUGAUAUGUAUCCUAGAUGUGGACAUCCAGGGUGUCAGGAAUAUCAAGCAAACUGAUCUGGAUCCCAUCUACGUUUCUAUUCAGCCUCCCUCCAUGGAAAUCCUGGAGAAGCGUUUGCGGGACAGACAGACAGAGACGGAGGAGAGUUUACAGAAGAGGCUGGAGGCAGCAAGGAUUGACAUGGAAGAAAGCAAUGAACCAGGAGUCUUUGACCUUGUCAUUGUAAACGAUGACUUGGAUGAGGCCUAUGAGAAGUUGAAAAAUGUCCUCCUUGAGGAAAUACAGAAAGUCCAGGAAGCCAACAAAUCAUAAGGGGGUGAGCAGUGAUCGGCCUAAUCCCAUAAGGUCUCUCAAACGAGUAACACAGCCUUGAACUCUGGCAUGAAUAACACUAUAUUUUAUGCUACAUCACCAUAAAGAAGCAAUAAGCCCCCCUGAUAUCAGUUUAUUUUAACCUUGUGAGAGUUGCUUGCCACAGAAACUGCUGUGGGCUAGUCAGAGGAACAGACACAAGGUAUUUUGAUUCUUUGAUGCAGUUUUUUCUUUCUCUAUAUGGAUUCUGGAUAAAAGAAUGGGGCACUUAUAACUUUUGUUGUGUAUGUAAGAAAAAAUAGCCUUCUCUGCCAACUGGUUUUACUGUGAUGUACUAUAGACAGGUAGGAACCACUGCCAAAGCGAAUACUAGACGUUUGUUUUGUCUUUAUAAUCCAAGGUUUAGAAUUACAUUUAGCUUGCCAUGUUGGAAAGUUUUGUGGGGCUUUGUUUUGUGUUCAGACACAAGUGGACAUACGUAAGACUAAUCAACAGUAAAACAAAAGUUGGGCGUAAAACUGUCUUAGCUGUCAAAUGUUGGACUAGAUGUGUGAAACAGUUUUAAUUUAAGAUAUAUAAUAAUAAAUCGAUUUGUUUGUACCUGUCUUUUCUCAGUAGCAAUGUGACUGACAAUAAGCAUCCACACAUUCAUAAUAUGAUUAUUAUGUAUUGAGUCUUAUUUCACAGUAAGUUUCUGUACUUACAGCAUGUGGUGUUUUACAGACUGGGGAUAGACUGCAUCUUAACACAACAGUCAGAGAACAUACAGAGGUCAGGACUCCUCCACAAUAUAAGUAACUGUUGUGUGUAUUGGUGCAAAAUGGCAUGUUUUGUAUGUAAAUGAAAGAGAUCAUUAAACAAUGUGU